Molecule: messenger RNA, 315 nt
Organism: Saprolegnia parasitica CBS 223.65
Lineage: Eukaryota; Oomycota; Saprolegniomycetes; Saprolegniales; Saprolegniaceae
Exons: 2
Coding region: 1-315 (104 amino acids)
Source: RefSeq, a predicted model, not a curated record
AUGGUCUCGGCACCAACGUACCACAAGUGGUUUCAGCGAGCGAUGAUGCGUGCGGGUCUCCUCUUUGCCGCGACCGAAAAUGACGAGGCUCUCGACGCUCUGCGGCUCUACUGGCUCGUCUCGGUCAUCUACCUUACGCUUGCGAGCAACUACCGCGUCCGAGUAUGGAUUUGCGACGACUGCUUCGACAUCUACACGCUCUUGUGGUGCAACCCAGGAUCGCUCGCACGCUGGACAAACGACGAGACCAACGUCUUUGCAACGCGUGCGGCCACCCACAUCCAACACAUUUUACAGACUUGUGCCGAGUCGUGA